UCCUCGGUAUAGACAUUUCAUAUGCGCGGGACAUUUUCGCGGUUCUGAAUAGGUUUAGUUGCUAUACCGAGGACCUAUACCGAGAACAUGUUCUCGGUAUAGGGUUUAUAAAUAUCACACUCAGCCGCGAAGCCCCUUCUCCUUCCUCUCUGGUUUCUCUGGGUUUUCUCCGAAACCUCCGCCUCCCUCCGCCGAUUAUAGUCGUUUUCCUCCAUAAAAGCUCGGUUUUAAGCCCCAAAAUUGCCAAGGGUGAAGGAAUUUCUGUGUAUUUGUUGAAGGUUGGGUAUUCGGUUUUUGUUGGACUAUAGGGAUUGCUAGCAAGAUAUUGAAGGCAUUGUGCUACAUUCAUACAAUGUCGAUCGACAAGAGUUGGAUUAAUUUGACAGAUCGAUUAUCCGAUGAGUAUGAGGCUGGUGUGAUGGAUUUUCUCCAGAGAGCCCGGCAGUGCGUUGACUCAAGGGGAUUGGUGAAAUGUCCGUGUAGGAGGUGUGUCAACGUUGAAUUUCAGACGAUUGAUGUAUUAGAAAAUCAUCUUUUUGUAAAUGGUUUUCUACGGAAAUAUACCAAUUGGCAUUGGCAUGGAGAGGAUGAAAUAAUACCAAUGAGAGCUCGGAUAGAUCAAAAUGAUGAAGAUGAGAUGAUGGAUGUUCUCACUGAUCUUAUGCAAAAUGACAAUGACGAACAAGCGGAGAAUGAGCGCGGUCAAGAGAUACCUACAACUGACUACAGGAGUGGGCAACAUUAUAACGAUUUGUUUGCUGAGAUCGAGGCUCCAUUAUUCCCCGGGUGUCAAAAUUACACUUCAUUGAAUUUCCUAGUGAAGUUAAUGCAUUUCAAAGUGUUGGGAAAAAUUCCCAACAAAAUAUUUGAUGGAAUGCUGGAGUUGUUACAUGAUGCAUUUCCAGCCCCAAAUAAGCUUCCAAAAUCGCACUAUGCAGCGAAAAGGUUGUUGCGGAAACUUGGAUUGGGCUACGAGUCAAUCCAUGUCUGCAAGCAUGAUUGCGCACUGUUUUGGAAAGAACAUGCUGGAAAAAGCAAAUGUCCUGUUUGUGGAGAGGAUUGAUGGGUGGACAAGAACACCAAGGGAAAGAAAGUGCC
Messenger RNA from Humulus lupulus (European hop), 1098 nucleotides. RefSeq lists its product as uncharacterized. The record is from RefSeq and is a predicted model, not a curated record. The transcript has 3 exons. The coding region runs from base 353 to 1063 and encodes 236 amino acids. Lineage: Eukaryota; Viridiplantae; Streptophyta; Magnoliopsida; Rosales; Cannabaceae.